AGGCACUCCAAGCGCAUGCGCACUGUUCUCCCUGCGCGGAGCUCUCUCUGCGCAUGCGCGCUGCUCCCCCUCCCGGCGCAGUCGCAGCGCGGCGCGCGGGCCAAGAUGGCGGCCGCGUGCUCCUCGCGCUGGUUCGGGGCCGCCGCCGCCGCCGCCGCCAGGAGCCGCGGGGCCGGGAGGCAGGGGGGGCGGCUGCCGCUCGUCUGGCUCGUCCGAGGGCUCAACCUCCCGCCACCACACGCCGCCGCACGCCGCCUCCUCGUCCUGCCGCUCUGCGCUGCCGGUGAGCGGGGCUGGGCAGGCCUGACCCUCACCGUGGCCCCUGUGCCCUCCCAUUCCGCAGGACCGAGGCGAGCUGCUGCUGCCUUCCACAGUAGCGCCAGGGCUGACGCCAAGGAGGACUAUUACCAGGUGCUGGGGGUCCCCCGCUCUGCCACCCAGAAGGAGAUCAAGAAGGCCUACUACCAGCUGGCAAAAAAAUACCACCCUGAUACAAACAAGGAUGACCCUAAGGCCAAAGAGAAGUUUGCUCAGCUGGCAGAAGCCUAUGAGGUAUUAAGUGACGAAGUGAAGCGGAAACAGUACGAUGCAUAUGGCACAGCUAGUUUUGAGCCUGGCGCAACCGGUGGUGGCGCAGGGCGGCAGUACUGGAGCAGCGGUCCCUCCAUCGACCCCGAGGAGCUCUUCAGAAAAAUCUUUGGAGAGUUUUCGGGAUCCCCUUUCGGGGACUUUCAGAGUGUCUUUGACCAGCCGCAGGAGUAUAUCAUGGAGCUGACAUUCACCCAAGCUGCCAAAGGUGUUAACAAGGAGAUUGUGGUGAACAUCAACGAUUCCUGCGAGCGAUGUGACGGUAAAGGACACGAACCCGGCACCAAGGCACAGCGCUGUCACUACUGCAAUGGCACCGGCAUGGAGACGAUAAAUACUGGCCCUUUUGUCAUGCGAUCUACAUGCCGACGGUGCGGCGGGCGUGGCUCCAUCAUAACAACGCCGUGCGUUGUGUGCCGAGGAACGGGGCAAACCAAACAGAAGAAGACAGUGAUGGUCCCUGUGCCAGCUGGUGUUGAGGAUGGGCAGACGGUUCGGAUGCCCGUAGGGAAGAAAGAAAUUUUCAUUACGUUCAGGGUGCAAAAAAGUUCGGUGUUCAGAAGAAAUGGAGCAGACAUCCAUUCAGACCUCCUUAUUUCAGUAGCACAGGCUGUUCUGGGAGGCACAGCCAGGUGUCAAGGCUUGUACGAGACAAUCAAUAUCGCGAUACCCCCUGGUAUUCAGCCCGACCAGCGCAUUCGAAUGAGCGGGAAAGGCAUUCCCAGGGUUAACAGUUACGGCUACGGAGACCACUACAUUCACAUAAAGAUAAAAGUUCCUCAGAGGCUGACGGAUCGCCAGAGAGCCUUAAUGAUGAGCUAUGCCGAGGACGAGACAGAUGUGGAAGGCACAGUGAACGGUGUCACAAGUACAGCAUCAGGUGGCAGGGCUACGGCUAGCGCUGACGCAGGCGGGGAUAGGCCUGAGGCUGAGGAAAACAAGGAGGGAUUCUUUUCCAAACUUAAGAAAAUGUUUAGCUCCUGACACCCCAUCCGAGGGAAGCGUUCUACUGGAAGCUAGGAGCCAGCAGCAGAGAUCUUUGCAGUCGGGGAUGGAUCCUUCUGGCAGAGGGCUCUGGAGAGUGAAGGAUGGCAGUGAGAAUCCCAGCUGGAGAGGCUACAAACCCCUGAGGCACCAACAGUCAUCGUGAUACAAAUCCCAUUCGCCAUCCUAGGAACCAGGAAUGAAGGAAAGAGCCAGCUUUGUAGAAAUGCAGCUCGCUCUCUCGAGGUCAUUCACAGUCCCUGCUGCUGCUGGAAUCUUUUCUGGUAAAAAAUAGAGUUGAAAUAUUUAUUUAGAAUCCUAAACAGUGGAAAUGAGAAAUAAAAAUUGCCCUUGCAGCACAGGGUGGAGCAGUUUGCUGUCCUGGGUGGCUGCUGCUCGCUCCAGUGCUGGAUGUGCUUGGUGAACUUACAAAGAUGGUGAAGAUACCUUUUCCCAGGAGACUCGGUGGGUCAGGGUUAACCCUGGCUGUCCUGCACGUCUCCGAGGGGGAAGUCCCUGCGGCUGGGACUCUGCAGAGCCCGGCUCCCUCUGCAGCCACGGGAAAUCCAUUAAUUAAAGUUGAAACACAACUGCUGUCACUUCCAAGGGGUACAAGUUCAUCACCGAGCCCUUUGCCAGUUUGGGACAAAGUCUUUUAUUACCUUAGUGCAACACCCGUAGCAUAAUUGAUCGGUCAGAGUCAUUGUUCGUACACGUGAGAAUACGAGUGCAGCGGAUCGCUCCUGCCGCGCGGAGUCAAGCUCUUCCAGUGAGUAUUUCCACGGCUCCUGCAGCCGCUGGUGUUAGUUGUGCCGUGCGGGCAGCGCCAGCCCUGCUACUAAUCGACCAGUUACACAGGGACGUGGCUUAGUCUUGCCCUUCUUAAUUUGCUGAAAUAAAGCACGCGUUGCCUCCUGAUUAAACUGUCUGUAAAGUGAUUCUGUAUCCAUGUAAAUAAGAUUGACUUCAUAAAGAUAUUUAA
Cuculus canorus (common cuckoo) is the source of this 2554-nucleotide messenger RNA. It is a transcript of the gene DNAJA3, whose product is annotated as DnaJ heat shock protein family (Hsp40) member A3. The transcript has 12 exons. NCBI's taxonomy places the organism in Eukaryota, Metazoa, Chordata, Aves, Cuculiformes, Cuculidae. Gene Ontology annotation, cellular component: mitochondrion. Gene Ontology annotation, biological process: negative regulation of apoptotic process; response to heat; protein folding. Gene Ontology annotation, molecular function: ATP binding; heat shock protein binding; protein kinase binding. The record is from RefSeq and is a predicted model, not a curated record. The coding region runs from base 16 to 1572 and encodes 518 amino acids.